Haliotis rubra (blacklip abalone) is the source of this 3185-nucleotide messenger RNA. RefSeq lists its product as uncharacterized. The coding region runs from base 344 to 1870 and encodes 508 amino acids. The record is from RefSeq and is a predicted model, not a curated record. The transcript has 8 exons. Lineage: Eukaryota; Metazoa; Mollusca; Gastropoda; Lepetellida; Haliotidae.
CUAGCGAAGAGUUCUUCCGGUUGAAAAUGUCGAACCUGUCAUAGUUGUAAAUCAGAAGAAAAUUAGAUGCUUCUUCUAAAUCUCGACGAGACAAUACAGCAGGAAGACCUGUGUCUUUUGAGAAGACAGAAGAGUGUGAUGUGUUGCAAAGAUGGAUGGUUAUUUCUCAUGACACAGCCAGUAUUAACGGAAUAUAUCAUCGUACUUCCCAAAUAACAACAUGGUAUCGUCAAAAUAAGGAAAAAUAGAUGUUCAGUAAUUUCCUGUGGCACCCCAUUGGUUCAGAAGCGACAGCUGGUGGGGCACACAGCUGCUUAUAAAGGACGCAACUACACUUCCAUAAAUGCCAAAUUGGCCUCUCCGAGUGAUCAAAAUGUCGAUGAACAAGAGGAAGAAGACUCUCUUCUCUGGCUUCCUCCUGAUAGGAUUGGUGUACACGAUUGUGCAGUUGACUUACUACCAACAGGCCUACAGUCCAUUACGGGUGUUGGCUAAUGCAGAGAGUGAGGCAAGACGUUUACUGAAGUUUAUCACCCUCUAUCACUAUCAGUGUAACUCCACGAUAGGCAGUGGGAAUGGCACGGCAUGGAGGUUGUGUGCGGAACCAGAUGUUGGAGUAAAUACUGAUUCAACGCUGCCAAAAAUAGCUUAUUCCAUAGGACCAAUGUGGGACUAUGCAUUUGAGACCCUUCUGUCUAGAAACUAUUCAUUUCAACAGUAUAUAUUUUUGCAUUACUCCAUUCCCGUAGUCCUAAGAAAAUUAAAUGGCACUCAUAUCUUCAAGACAGUCAUUGUUCCAAAUGAUCCAGCUGACUUUGGUCGCAACUCCUAUGAGACUCAGACACUGAACAGUAUAACCAGGAAACUAGGCCACACCCACAUUGACAUCCUCAAGCUGGAGGCCUACCUGGACAUUAGUGAUUCACACGAAGUCUUGUUCUUCCUCGUCAAAGAUAACCUUCUCAGGGACGUGCAGCAGCUCCACAUUGUUCUCGAUAUAGAUAAGAUAGAUGAUGACUACCUGUACAACUGGUAUCGCAGCCUGUACGUGCUGUUCCACGAGGCUGGGUUCCGUCUGUACCACACGUCCGCGUCUGACCACCUGUGUCUCCAAGUCACCAUGAUGGAGUCCUGUCGUUACUUUAUGUCCUGGGUGAAGAACCCUGGACCCAGAACAUUCAUACUUUACCCCCCAGCCAUUGAUGGAUCAUAUGAGCUGGAAGAAAAGCGGAUAUUGGACUUCCUUGAACCCAGGGAGCCCAGUUGUCAUGACAAUUCAGAGUUCAUGGUGACAGGCACUAAUGGCAUUUCUCUCUGUGCUGACAUGAUUCAGAAGAAAUCUCAGAAGCCAUGCAACAUUUUCAUUUUCGGUGACAAGCCAGUGGCCCCACCCUCCUCCCUGUCCAGCUUCAAGUCAUGUACAGUCACCACUAUUUUGCCAAUCAAAAUGCACGACAGUUUCGACUUCAAAGUCAGAUCAAACAGUCCUCGGGACAAAUCAUCCUCCCAGACCGAGGUGAUUGUGUCUUUAUCUGACCUGGUGUCGAAACAUCUCCAUGCCAAGCACAUCAACAUCAUCUACAUCUCCCUCCCACACCUCUUCUGGGACAUCAUCACACCCAUGCUGGAUAUGGGAGCUCUUGAGCUUGUGGAUCAAAUCACCGCUGACAUUGUGGUGUUCGACUCUCUCACGGAAAGUAGUCCCAUGGACAUUCGCAGGAAGUACAGUGAACUCAAGAGAAUAGAAGCCUACAAAUUCAAACUGUACGAGAUCACAAAGUUUACUACCAAGACUCUCCACUUCCAGCAACAGAAGUCCUUAUUUGGAGCCUGCUGCUACAGAGUAUCGUUCAUCAAGUCCACAUUUUGAAACAGACAUAGAAAUACGAGGAAGAUGGAUGACUCCUGUGACAUCACAAACUAUUUAUUGAUAUCAUCUGAUCAUAGAUAUGUUUCCAGUCAUAAUUUCUUGCCAAAAUAGUCUAUUAUUACAGCAUCCACUCUCCUCUUAAUGAAUAAUACACAUUGACAGUAGUACAGGUGGUACUGAUUGGGCAGGAGGACUUAAGUGAGUCACACACUGACUUUAAUAGAGCCUGCUAAUCUCAUAUAUCCCCCAAAUGGCUUCCAUCACAUCUGCAGGUCACGUGAACCUCCACAGUGACCCUAUCAGAAUCUUGCCUUGCAGUAACAACUUUUGGUAGGGCAAGUGACCCUCAAAGCACCUGCAUGUUACAUGACCGCCAUUGUGGUCCCUAGAGCACCUGCAGGUUACAUGUCACCACAGUGGUUCGCAGAGCACCUGCAGGUUACAUGACCCCCAUUGUGGUCCCUAGAGCACCUGCAGGUUACAUGUCACCACAGUGGUUCGCAGAGCACCUGCAGGUUACAUGUCACCACAGUGGUUCGCAGAGCACCUGCAGGUUACAUGUCACCACAGUGGUCCCCAGAGCACCUGCAGGUUACAUGUCACCACAGUGGUCCCCAGAGCACCUGCAGGUUACAUGACCGCCAUUGUGGUCCCCAGAGCACCUGCAGGUUACAUGUCACCACAGUGGUUCGCAGAGCACCUGCAGGUUACAUGCCACCACAGUGGUCCCCAGAGCACCUGCAGGUUACAUGUCACCACAGUGGUCCCCAGAGCACCUGCAGGUUACAUGUCACCACAGUGGUCCCCAGAGCACCUGCAGGUUACAUGUCACCACAGUGGUUCGCAGAGCACCUGCAGGUUACAUGAACCCCAAAUAUGGCCACAAUAGCAAGUACUGAUAACAUGAAUCCCAACAAGUGUGUCCAGAGCACCUGCAGGUACAUUAGUCUCGUGGUGGAGCAGGUGCAGAAAUAUACAUCAUCUGGUAAAAGGGGUCGACCAUGAUAAUGACAUGGCGGAAACCCCAGUAGUACUCACUGUUACUGUUGACAUCGUUCCCUCUUAAAGCAUCAUCACCAUCAGCAUGUAACCAUGGUUACCCAGGCAGCUAUCAUAUCCACAGAGUAGACAGUAAACAGCUUCCUGUCAGAGGGUUAAUUUGGCAGUGCUUAUGUUUGGGUAACAGCUGCAAGUUAGAAAAUAAUUACUUGAUAAAAUAUGUCAUAGAGGGUUCCUUGUCUGUCCCGGACCCUGUGUUCUAACAGUCUGUGAUGUAAGCCUGGAAGGGUUUACAGAUACGUUCAGUAACCACACA